Molecule: messenger RNA, 2889 nt
Organism: Cyclocybe aegerita
Lineage: Eukaryota; Fungi; Basidiomycota; Agaricomycetes; Agaricales; Hemipholiotaceae
Source: the annotation of a GenBank genome assembly
AUGGCCAGCCCUGCACCGUCGAACUCUGGCCCCAACAACAUUCGAACCCUUUUCCAACUACCCGCCAAUCCUUCGCCACAAGACAUUGCGCAACUUCAGGCCUACGUCGACCAAGCCUCUCAGUCUUCCAGUGUUUCCACACAUGCCAGCAGCACAGCGCCUCCUGCCUUGACCCCGCUGGCAGAUGCCUUCGAUUCGUUGGGCCCACAGGCACCCUUCACUCAGUCGGCUCCGGCCUCAACUUUUGCAAAUCGUCAGACAGUACCCCAUGUAGCUACCAGUAACGGCCAAGCGUCUAUUACUCCUUAUCGCAGUGCUCGCCUCCUCCAUGAUCCUGUUCCAUCCAACCCCAUUGCUUCCCAACCUCAUCAUUCAGCCGUGCCGCUGCAAUCUCAACGUGAGCCGCAAUACCGAACGCUUCCAGUCGAGAUUCCUGGCGCAGACAAUGCCAUUUGUACCCUUGGAUACCCCCCUUUCCAACGUCCAUCUUCAUUUCUGGGUUUCCAAAGCAUGACCAGCCAAGCAAAUCAGCAGCGAUUGUCCUUGGCCUCGACACACCUUCCAUGUCGACCAGCACUCCCUGUACGGACUCAGACACAAACACAGAUUCGGCGAGGAUCAGCCAGACGUGGUGCAGCAAUUCCGCCUCCCACACUUCCAUCCAGCGGGGAGGAGCUGACCGAUUGCUACAUACGGGAUGAGUAUGGCCGACCUGUCAGUCUGAAAGUCCGUGUUAAGCUCUACCCUCCAUUAAAUGAGCACGCCUCGGACUACUAUGCGUUCCGGUUCUACACAAAUUUGUUUGAUAAUUAUAUUAACAACCAUGGUCUUCUACAUGACUACGAGCUUCCUCUGACUACAGCUGUUAUGGACAUAAUGAAGAGGGUCACGUCGGACAUGGAAAAUGGCCCAUUUUCCUAUCGUUUCGGCCAUCGUCAAAACCAUAUCCUUGCAGAAGAAGACCUCGCCCUAGGCCUUUUGGGAGUCCUCAACCGUGGACGAAGUAGAAGCAACAACCAGGUUCAUUUCAAAACCCAACCAAUUCCUAACGGAAUGACCCUUGAGCACCUCACUACUGGUGCAUCUUCUGAGAGAUACGCCAUUUCCGGCAUCUGUAUCAAAUACUCAAGGUUCAAUUUACACUUUGCUAUCCUUAAAGAGCCGGUCCAAGCCUGUUAUCUCAGCGAAGACGGAGUCACUCGCCGGGUUCACCGCUGCAUCUCUGCACGGCUGUGGUCAAGGUUUCCGUAUGACAACCAGGCAAAUGCUCACGAAAACUCUGGUGCUGUCACUUCUGGUGGAGAAUCAACUGACGAUGAAGAUGGUUCCAGAACGCUGUCAAGGUCCCGAGUGGGUCAGAGUCGCAUAAAUGAAUCCCAAAAUGCACACAGAAAUUCAGGAAUCAGCAGACAGCCGGUUCAUGAUUUGGAAAAUGAAGAUGUCUCGACGGACGUGGAAACCCCUUUCAUGCGGCUGGGAGUGGGCAUCCGUAGGCUGAGUGCUAUAGGUCCAGCAUCCUCGUGUCAUCGCAUCCGGCCUCGGACACCUGUAGCUGAUGUCCAAGACUUUUCACGAGCCCCAAGCCUUCCUCCUAUUCUGUGGUUGAAUGAAUGGGUUCCACCACCCACUUCCGAUGUGCUCGACCUGGCUGACCUGGAGGCCACCGUUUUUGAAGCCACAUGUGGCGAUGACAAUGAUGCCCUGAAGCUGACGGUAAUAGGGCCAGACGUUGCUGAGCUCUCUAAGCUGUUGAUCAAGCACAUUGAAACUGCCUUGCAGGCGGAUGAUUUCUCCAAGGUUCUUGCUCCUGCUCGUGAGUUCAAAAUCAUCUAUACAGACAACGAUGGUCGCGAGAGGCUGCGUUCGACAGGCAGAGGAGUGGAGCAAGAGGCUGUCUAUGUCGCAUUCAACACCUUUCGGAAGAAUGAAUCAGAAUUUUUUCUGCCACGUGCGGGGAAUUACUCGUCCUUGGCCGUUACUCAUUCUUUUUCGACAUCAUUCAUCUCUCCUGCUCACCUUCAAAAGCUUGCUGUGCUUGGGGCUCUUUCAGCUUUGAUGCUAAUCUACGGAAUGGCGCCGGAACCCCUCUCUCCGGUUCUUGUCCACUAUAUGAUACACGACUGUGAUUUCAACUCCAUCCACCCUGGCCUUCUGUCUGAAUGGCUUCCAGAGCUUCAACAACUCCUCCGUUGUUGGAUUGAUGGAGAUCACUCACUGGACCUUAUCCAUUUUCGCGAACAUUUUGCAACAUAUCACGAUAUGCAGAUAUCCUGCUUGAGCCAUCGCGACGAUGCUGCCCAUCAGGCUCUGGCGGCAGAAAUGCUACAUAGAGCUGUUAUUGGGCCUGAAGGUGUCUCUCAUCCUGAAUUCCAAGCAUUUCUCAAGGGUUUCAAGCUCCAUUGUGUGGCUGGUUUUGAAUUUCCAAAGAUAAAGACACUGAUGGAAGGAGGGUCGGAGGCCCUGCUGAACUUUGCAUGGUCCUCUCAGAUCAAGUCUUUCAAGGACUUGGAACAACACCUCCGAAUUUCUCAUCCUUUCCCUUCUGUUGCGCUUGAGCUCCAACACGCACUUUCAAGACAUGGCCAAUCAUUUGAACAGCUUCUUCAUAAUUUCCUCAAAGGAUCUGGGGUCCCAUGUCCGGCUCUCUUUGAAUCUGCCAAGAUUCACUUCAGCCCUAUUGUGGACUUAUCCCGUAUUGACGAGCUCAGCUUUCGCUCUCGCAUGUUUGCUUGGGCUGUAACUGGUAGCCCAUCAGUUGAUGUAACCUCCCAGGGCUUAUCUAUUUACAUUUCACCCGAAGCAGACCCAAAUUAUGCUCCUGCUUCACACCGUGAUGCAAUGAUGCACGAGGGGAAGCUAUCGUUCAAGACUUGCUUCAAGCAGGUCUGA